CGUGGGAGUUCGAGGAGAUAGACGUAACCCUCCAUAUGUCUAGGUCCCUCCUCCACUGACGUGUGUGAGUCGGGAAUUCAUUCCAUCAACAUCCGUGGUGAUAUGCCUCUUCGGAGCUAAUUCAUGUCCGUGCCCCUUAUCCCUUCAGCAAUCCCAUGGCUAGUAUGAUAGGGCUUCAAAAGAUCCUCCUCCAGAAACUUGCUAAACGACCGUCCGUGAAGGUUCGCCAACCCCUUGUAAAGUCCGGCAAGCUAUGAAGAAAUUUACGAAAGGCAUCACGAAGAAACUUGCUAAACCCUUCAAGGGUUCCAACAACCACAUUCCUGCGGUCCAGAAUGUCGACCCUCAAAGUGCUUCAGAAAGUCAGAAGGUCGAGGGCACGCUGCAUCUCCAUUCUUCUAACGACAACAGUAAUCCUACCACAACUGAGAUUCCCAUCCACUCCGUGAAUCAAGGGUUGUCCGGAGAGCCUGUUUUGCAGGUUCAUACUACUCCUAGCGAUAAGGAAGGUUUUGAUCCCAAAUCAGUUGACGCUGAACUUCGGGGUGCCCGUGAUGGUAUGCAAAGCAUGGGAUUACUCGGGAAACACGCGACUUCUAUGGCAUCCGCCGCCAUCAAUGGCCCAGCGGAUCUCGAUACCAUGGAUGAUUUUGAGACGACGUAUCUCCAACCCUUAAAGAUUAUUGAUACUGUCCUUGGGAAGAUCGCGGAUCUACAUCCAUAUGCAAAAAUGGCGCUGGGUGUGCUGUCUAUUGCAUCCAAAAUCAUAAUCGCUCAAGCAGAGCGCGACAAAUCGAUACACAGUCUUCUCAAGAAAUUGGCUGAAGUUUACCGCUUCAUGACUCAAGAUGAUAACCUCGGCAAAAUUGAAUCGAUGCGCGGCAUCGUUGGAAAGGUCGCUAAGCAGACUAUGGAGUGUGCCCGUUUCAUCAGGGAAUAUUCGGAGAAGAAGAGUUUCUGGAAGAGAGUCGGUAAAAACUUCGUCGCGGAAACAGAUGC
Messenger RNA from Suillus bovinus, 999 nucleotides. RefSeq lists its product as uncharacterized. NCBI's taxonomy places the organism in Eukaryota, Fungi, Basidiomycota, Agaricomycetes, Boletales, Suillaceae. The transcript has 9 exons. The record is from RefSeq and is a predicted model, not a curated record. The annotation marks the transcript as partial.